Molecule: messenger RNA, 1119 nt
Organism: Pleurotus ostreatus (oyster mushroom)
Lineage: Eukaryota; Fungi; Basidiomycota; Agaricomycetes; Agaricales; Pleurotaceae
Exons: 4
Coding region: 1-1119 (372 amino acids)
Cellular component (GO): cytoplasm
Molecular function (GO): GTPase activity
Source: RefSeq, a predicted model, not a curated record
AUGCCCUUUGGCGAAAUCGUCUGCGGGUCGCCAGGAAGUGGGAAAUCCACCUACUGCUAUGGCAAGUACCAGCUUUUCACCGCCCUCCGCCGCCCGAUCUCCGUCGUCAACCUCGACCCCGCGAACGAGCACAUCCCGUACCCGUGCGCCGUCGACAUCGGCGACCUCAUCACCCUGGCGGACGCCGUCGCCGCGCACGCCCUCGGCCCGAACGGCGGCAUGCUCUACUGCAUGGAGUACCUCGAAGCGAACUUCGACUGGCUCGCCGAGCGGCUGCGGGCCCUCGGGCGCGACGCGUACGUGGUGUUCGACCUCCCCGGCCAGGUCGAGCUGACCACCGCGCACGAGAGCGUGCGGCGCAUCGUGCAGCGGCUCGCGAGGAGUGGGUUCCGCCUCGCGGCCGUGCACCUGUGCGACGCGCACUAUGUGACGGAUGCGGCGAAGUAUGUGUCCGUCCUCCUGCUCUCCCUCCGCACGAUGCUGCACCUCGAGCUGCCCCACGUGAACGUGCUCUCGAAAGUCGAUCUCAUCGCCCAAUACGGGGACCUAGACUUUAAUCUGGAUUUCUACACGGAAGUGCAGGACCUGUCCUACCUGGAGAACGCGCUGUCCGCCGCCUCGCCCCGCUACGCGGCGCUCAACAUGGCGAUCACGUCGCUGAUCGAGGACUACGGGCUCGUGGGCUUCGAGACGCUCGCAGUCGAGGACAAAGCAUCGAUGCUGCACCUGAGCCGCGUCGUCGACCGCGCGACGGGGUACGUCUUCGUGCCGCCCGCGGGCUCCGGUGUGCCCCAGGGGGCGGACGGGGCGGCGGAGGAGGAGGAGGGGGGCGGCACGCCGCGGGAUGCGCGUGCGAACGCGUACGGGCUGUUCGCGAGCGCUGCUGGGCCGAUUGGGGGGGUGCGGAGCGAUGUGCGGGAUGUGCAGGAGCGGUGGGUGGAUGCGCGGGAGGCGUGGGACGCGUAUGAGCGCAGGGCGUGGCGCCGCGAGGGGGAGGCUGUGCGUGAGGGUGAGGCGGCGGCGGGGGCGGCGGGGCGGGAGGGGAGGGCGGUGGCGGAGAGGGAGGGGAGGGAGGGGAAGGGGAGAGAGGGGAUCCGGCAAAGAGGGGGUGCGGAGUGA